Messenger RNA from Saitoella complicata NRRL Y-17804, 3070 nucleotides. RefSeq lists its product as uncharacterized. The record is from RefSeq and is a predicted model, not a curated record. The transcript has 3 exons. The coding region runs from base 236 to 3070 and encodes 944 amino acids. Gene Ontology annotation, biological process: exocytosis; Golgi to plasma membrane transport. Gene Ontology annotation, cellular component: exocyst. Lineage: Eukaryota; Fungi; Ascomycota; Saitoellomycetes; Saitoellales; Saitoellaceae.
GCCACGGGAAGUCGCCGGGGGUGCCGGCACAAGCGUCGGACGAGUGGAAGGCCUUCUGCUGGGAGAGACUGGAGGCAAUACUCGUCUAGAAGCUCUUCGAAAAGAAGUAGAACGCUCAAUAGACAGAUCCAUACAGUGGCCGGUUGGGGUGGUGGUCAGUCCCUGGGGUAUGCGGCGACGUAAAUACGUGACGUGACGGCACAGUGAGAGUCGAGUAAAUGAGUCGAUUAUUUAGAUGAACUACGAUCCAGGUUCAGAGAAUGCUGCCAUCUUACGCAAAUACAACCUCGACUCCCUAGAACCUCACCACUGGAAGGACACCUCAAGACCAAAGCCUGCGUCGAGCAACUCUGCUUAUGGUGCACGGCGAGCUUCGCGGUAUGAGGUGUUGCAGCAGGAGGAGGAUCCGGCAACGGAGAUCGAUGAGCUGUCGCAAGAUGAUAGUGAUCCGCUAGGGAUGGUGGAUUCGGUGUCGAAUGUGCUGCGGAGGAAGGGUAUCCAAAUCGAUACGGAUCCUAAGGUUCGGGCGCAGUAUAUGAUUACAUCGAAAACUUUCCAGCCUCGGACGUUUCUGCGAGAUAUUCACGCCAAUGCAUCAUACUCAGAACUCCGGACUGGUCAGGACUGGCUACAACACUCUAUCGAGCAACGGCGGGACGAUGUGAAAGAGCUCGUUGGUCAAAACUUUGACCGCUUCGUGACAGCUAAAUCAACGAUCGACGACGUGUACCAGGACAUGAAAUCUGCAACCCUGAAUAGGGAGAACGACUACGGUAUCGGUGCACUGAAGAGUGCGACGUUGGAUGCGAACGCAAAGGCACAACAGAUCUUCACGCCAAUUAUGGAGAACAGGGAAAAGGCAAAUACGCUCCGUUCAACACUAGGAGUCCUAGAUCGGUACAAAUCAUAUUUCAACCUUCCAUCGACACUGCUGGAUUGUCAAAGGAGAAAGGAUCACGAGGGGUUGAUUCGCGAGUAUCGCAAGGGUGAGAAUUUGUUCAAGGAAUACAAGGCUUCGGAUCCGAACCAGCAAGGGACGGCUUUGAUGGUUAGUCAACGGAGGAUCUUUGAGAAGGUAUGGAAUGAGGCGCAACGGAUUGUGGAUAACUGGAAGAAGGAUCUUUGGGAUGGGUUGAGCGGUGAGGGGAAGACGGACGAACAGCAAAUGAAGGCAAUAGGAUACCUUCUCGAAAUUGGCAUUGACGACAAUCCUAUCUGGCAAUACCUCCAAGUACGACACAACCGCCUUCGCAACAUGAUCACCGCCACCUUCGAACAAGACCGUAUCCAAUUCGAAACCCUCCGCCGCAAACUCGCAGCGAAACCGGCACCAUCAGUAAAGCAACUCGUGUCCUACCUCCGCGUUCCUUUCCAUCCAAAGCAGGAGUUUGCGUUCCAGUGUGAUUCUGAGGAAAUCAUCGAGAUGUGGGAGGCUCUCGGCGAUUUCGUGGAUGAUAUGAUGAGUGAACUCGGUGCGCAUCUCUUGAUUGAGUUCUGGCGUACCGUCCAGAGUUUCGUCGAUGGAAAGGCGCAGAAGUCAAUGCCGACGGGUCCGAACGGUAUCUCCAAGAAGCACCUGUCGCUGGAUCAGAUGCAGGUGGCACAGUUACGGGGCAUGGUGGAAGGUCUUGUGUUGUUGAUUUGUCGACUUAUGGGGGAGUUUAUUUCGAGUCCGCCUGUGGCUUUGAUGGCUGAUGAUAUGGAGCCGUCGACACCGGUUGGUGUGAAUGGAGGAAAGGUUCUUGCGUUCGUGCCGGCUCAUGCGAAUGCUGUUAGUACGUCGAGAUAUUUGUCGUCUACGCUUAGGGAGAUCGCACAAGCUGUCGGUGAAAUUCAUUCUCUUGGGCUUUCAUCUACAGUGACUGAUGCGUUACGAACUGUUUUGGGAACGGCGAUGCAGCACUUUAAUGACGCGGUGUGUAAGGCUUGGCAACAAGAUACCAAGCACCUUGUCCGUCUGGAGAACUGGACUCGUGCGACGGAGAAUCAUGACAAUACAGGAUUCCCCCGCGCAAUUCAGUCGUACACGAGAGCUAUCAUUGCGAAUGCUGAGAAGAUCUUGAAUGUGGCCAAUACGACUUCGGGAAGUGCUGUUCAGAAGGUACCGCAGGUUAUGCCUACCGCGAAGAUGAUCGGCGCGGUGCGGUCGACAUUCUUGAGCGGGUUGUAUACUGUACAGCAGGAUAUCUGCAGUUUAGCGCUGUCAUUGAAUGCUGUGCCGACACCCACGACAAAGAAGCGCAUUUCUGCAGUGACUGCUGAGGAGAUCAGGGAGGUGGACGCAAGUGAUACAGACACCCGCAUUUUGCUUACGGUCAGCAAUCUGGCGGAGAUGCAGGAGAGUGUCAUCCCGAAGCUCAUCAACCAGUUCGAGUUGGCAUUCUCUUUGGGUAUGACAGAGGAUCUUAGGACGCUUAUCAAUGUCCUCGAACAAGCAGAUGACAGGCUGUUUAAGCGGUAUAUCAGUGGGAAGGCCCGUGUUGUAUCGGAGAUUAUCAGAGGUGGUGUGCUCAAUUCGGGUAUUCCUUGGGCAACUUUGCCACGGCCGGUCGAAGUACACAGCUAUGUAUAUGACGCCCUCGUUACGCUCGUUUUGGUUCAUUCCCAGGUCUGGACGUUGACACCGAGUUUGCUUGGACGCAUCAUUACUGCGCUUACCAACUCCUUGGCACAAGACCUUCUGGACGCUAUCCGCGGGAUUGACCGAUUUGGUGUGGGUGGCAUGCUUCAGGCAACUCUUGAAGUGGAAUUUUUCCACCAGACACUGAGUCAGUUUGUUGAUUCCACUGCGGGUGAGAAGCUCAGCAUGGUCUACAGAGCCAUCGAAGACGGGUACACUUCAUCCGAUGUCUCCGCCGAGGACCUACAAGCUGAGCUUGGACAUGUCAAGCACCUAUUGCAACACGCUAGGAAAGCAACGGCGACUCAGUUUGCUUGUUUCAGGAAGAGUAAGGGUGAUCGGGCAAAGUCAAAGGGAGACGCUGAACGCAGAGAUGAACGGCCUAGGGAGGCUAGUAGGCAUAGGCAGCAGGGAAACUUAAAUAAUUUGGGACCGGUUGAAGCAGCGUGA